ACGCUGUACCUCGUGGGAAGAUGACGAUGUGCCAAGGAGAGCGGCCUAUGCUUACACUGCUUUGGAUUUUCGUGGCCACAGCAGGCUGCCUUCCUGAUUUGAAUGAGGUUCCUCAGGUCACCGUCCAGCCCACGUCCACUGUCCAGAAGCUGGGAGGAACUGUGAUCCUGGGCUGUGUGGUGGAGCCACCAUGGGUGAACGUGACUUGGCGCUUCAACGGGAAGGAGCUAAAUGGCUCUGAUGAUGUUCUGGGUGUCUUCAUCACCCGUGGGACCCUUGUUAUUGCUGCCCUCAACAACCACACUGUGGGACGGUACCAGUGUGUGGCUCGGAUGCCUGCGGGAGCUGUGGCCAGUGUGCCAGCCACGGUGACACUAGCCAAUCUCCAGGACUUUAAAUUAGAUGUGCAACAUGUGAUCGAAGUAGACGAGGGGAACACAGCCGUCAUUGCCUGCCACCUGCCUGAGAGCCACCCAAAAGCCCAGGUCCGGUACAGUGUCAAACAGGAGUGGCUGGAGGCCUCUAGAGACAACUACCUGAUCAUGCCAUCGGGGAAUCUCCAAAUUGUCAAUGCCAGCCAGGAGGACGAAGGCAUGUACAAGUGUGCCGCCUACAACCCGGUGACCCAGGAAGUGAAAACCUCCGGCUCCGGCGACAGGCUGCGCGUGCGCCGCUCCACCGCUGAGGCUGCCCGCAUCAUCUACCCACUGGAAGCCCAGACCGUCAUUGUCACCAAAGGCCAGAGUCUCAUACUAGAGUGUGUGGCCAGUGGGAUCCCGCCACCUCGAGUCACGUGGGCCAAGGAUGGGUCCAGCAUUGCUGCCUAUAACAAGACUCGCUUCCUGCUGAGUAACUUGCUUAUUGACACCACCAGCGAGGAGGACUCAGGCACCUACCGAUGUAUGGCCAGCAAUGGGGUUGGGGAUCCCGGGGCAGCUGUCAUCCUCUACAACGUCCAGGUGUUUGAACCCCCUGAGGUCACAGUGGAGCUGUCCCAACUGGUCAUCCCAUGGGGCCAGAGUGCAAAGCUCACCUGUGAGGUUCGAGGAAACCCCCCACCUUCUGUCCUAUGGCUGAGGAAUGCGGUGCCCCUCACCUCCAGCCAGCGCCUCCGGCUGUCACGCAGAGCCCUGCGGGUGGUCAGUGUCAGGCCUGAGGACGAAGGCGUGUACCAGUGCAUGGCUGAGAAUGCGGUUGGCAGUGCCCACGCUGUGGUCCAACUGAGGACCGCUCGGCCAGACACAACCCUGAGACCCGGGAGGGAUACCAAGCCGAUUGCUGCCACACCCCCCAUGCUACCCUCCAGACCCAGCAGACCUGACCAGAUGCUUCGGGAACAGCCGGGACUUGUUAAGCCCCCAACAUCGGUACAACCUACUUCCCUGAAGUGCCCGGGAGAGGAACAAGUAGCCCCUGCAGAGGCACCUAUCAUCCUCAGCUCACCCCGGACCUCCAAGACAGAUUCGUACGAGCUGGUGUGGCGGCCUCGCCAUGAGGGGAGCAGCCGGACACCCAUCCUGUACUACGUAGUGAAGCAUCGUAAGGUCACGAACUCCUCUGAUGACUGGACCAUUUCUGGCAUUCCAGCCAACCAGCACCGCCUCACCCUGACCAGGCUUGACCCCGGAAGCUUGUACGAAGUGGAGAUGGCAGCCUACAACUGUGCUGGCGAGGGCCAGACAGCUAUGGUCACCUUCCGAACAGGACGGCGGCCCAAACCGGAGAUCGUGGCCAGCAAGGAGCAGCAGAUCCAGAGAGAUGACCCUGGUGCCAGUCUCCAGAGCAGCAGCCAGCCUGACCACGGCCGCCUCUCCCCCCCAGAAGCUCCAGACAGACCCACCAUCUCCACAGCUUCUGAGACCUCCGUGUAUGUGACCUGGAUUCCCCGAGGGAACGGUGGCUUCCCAAUUCAGUCUUUCCGUGUAGAGUACAAGAAGCUGAAAAAAGUGGGAGACUGGAUACUGGCUACCAGUGCCAUACCUCCCUCGAGGCUCUCUGUGGAGAUCACAGGCCUGGAGAAAGGCAUUUCUUACAAGUUCCGAGUCCGUGCUUUGAACAUGCUAGGGGAGAGUGAACCCAGCGCUCCCUCCCGGCCCUAUGUGGUGUCAGGCUACAGUGGCCGUGUAUAUGAGAGGCCCGUGGCAGGUCCUUACAUCACCUUCACCGACGCAGUCAAUGAGACCACUAUUAUGCUCAAGUGGAUGUAUAUCCCCGCCAGCAACAACAACACCCCAAUCCAUGGCUUCUAUAUCUACUACCGACCCACAGACAGUGACAAUGACAGUGAUUACAAGAAGGACAUGGUGGAAGGGGACAGGUACUGGCACUCUAUCAGCCACCUGCAGCCAGAGACUUCCUAUGACAUUAAAAUGCAGUGCUUCAAUGAAGGAGGGGAGAGCGAGUUCAGCAAUGUCAUGAUCUGCGAGACCAAAGCUCGGAAAUUCUCUGGUCAGCCUGGGAGACCCCCACCCUUGACUCUAGCUCCACCACAGCCUCCACUUAGAAAAAGUAUUCUCAGGCUGUUGGACAGUCACCUCCCUGUCUGUCGCUCUGACACUAUGAGUGUGGGGCUUUAUCCAGCUGUAGGAGGCUAAGUAGCCCUCUGUGUUCUGUUCUCAGAGCAUACAACAGACCUGGGUUUUCCUCAGAGUGCCCUCCUGUCUUCCUCCUGCCAGUACACAAUGGUGCCAUUGGGGGGACUUCCAGGUCACCAAGCCAAUGGGCAGCCCUACCUCGGUGGCGUCAGUGGACGGGCCUGUGUCAGCCGAGUGCACGGAAGCAGGGGCUGCCCCGCUGCUACAGCGGGCUGCCCAGGCAGGAAGCCUCAGCACUGCCCAGGGGAGCUUGCCCAGCGGGAAGACACCAACAGCCUACGGAGUCAGCCCAUUGUUAGCAAUGGAUAUGACCUCCAGAACCAGCAGGUUGCCAGAGGUCCCCAGUCCGCCUCAGAAGGAGGUGCUUUCUUAUACACGCUGCCUGAUGAUUCAACUCACCAGCUGCUCCAACCUCAAGACUGCUGUCACCUCCAGAAGCAACCUGUCACCACGUGCCAAACAGCAGUGAGGCCAACAUCUGAAAGUCCUGGACUAGAAGUGUCAUGGGACCCUCCCUAUCAUUCAGGGUCCCGGGGCUGUUUAGGUCUUGUACCAGUUGAAGAAGUGGACAGUUCUGACUCCUGCCAAGUGGGUGGAGGAGACUGGUGUCCCCAGCACCCUUCAGGGACCUACACAGGACAGGAGCUUGGGAUGCGGUUCUCGCCCCGCCCACCAGUUCAUGUGUCCUUUGAAACACCACCUCCCACAAUUUAGGCCGAAGCUAAUAUCCCAGAAAGACUAUAUAUUGUUUGUUUGUUUGUUUGUGACAGAGAAAAAUUGGUAUUUAUUUUUCUAUUAUAGCCAUAUUUAUAUAUUUAUGCACUUGUAAAUAAAUGUAUAUGUGUUUCUAUAAUUCUGGAGAGAUAUGGAAUCCUCCCCUUUCUGGCACAAGACAGAAAACAAGAGGCUGAGUAACUGGAAAUGAGUACCAUAGAUGGUCAGGCUGCGGAUGGAUCCCAGAGCCUGCAGCUACCGCGGACGCCAGGAGGCCCUUGGGUGGAGGUGGAAGGACCCUAAGCACACUGUUCAUGACGAACACGGGGAUAAAGCAAAGGCCAUGGUGCUGCAGACUGGAGCCACCCGGAAGCCACUCCGAUUUGGUGGCACAGGACAGGUUUCCAAGAUGUCAAGAGAAAGGCCCCAGAUGUGUACAGCACUCUAAGCAUUAACAGUCUCCCAGAACCAAUAAUCGGUGGCAACAUAGCUCUGUAAAAACAAACACUGUAACUUCUAAAUAAAUGUUUAG
Mus pahari (shrew mouse) is the source of this 3840-nucleotide messenger RNA. RefSeq names its product BOC cell adhesion associated, oncogene regulated (gene Boc). Gene Ontology annotation, molecular function: protein binding. Gene Ontology annotation, cellular component: plasma membrane; axon. NCBI's taxonomy places the organism in Eukaryota, Metazoa, Chordata, Mammalia, Rodentia, Muridae. Gene Ontology annotation, biological process: nervous system development; cell-cell adhesion; axon guidance. The record is from RefSeq and is a predicted model, not a curated record.